AUGCAGAACUUCUGUGAAGAGCGGUUUCAAGGGCAGGUUCUCAUCUGGGGGUCUACGCCCCCAAUGGGCCCUCGCCUGCUCCUUCGCCCGUCAUACAGGCUUUCGGCGUUGGACUCGCAGGAUAACCUCAGCGGGACACGCGGUGUUAUCGGUGCCUCGGAAGCGACACUUGCGGAUAUAGAGGAGCGCAAAUAG
This is a messenger RNA of Colletotrichum abscissum, 195 nucleotides long. RefSeq lists its product as uncharacterized. Bases 1 to 195 code for a protein of 64 amino acids. Lineage: Eukaryota; Fungi; Ascomycota; Sordariomycetes; Glomerellales; Glomerellaceae. The record is from RefSeq and is a predicted model, not a curated record. The transcript has 2 exons.